GCAGAAAAGUUGUGGCAGUCGAUUUUAGCUACUCGUUGCUGAAAGCCAAAACCAAAAUCAACUCGACCGUUACGUACGAAGCACGAAAAUCGAAAACCACCACUACCAAGCGACCGAGGAUGAUGACCCACUUUUCGGAAUUUUCGCAUUAAGAAAUAGCAAUCUUGAUGUUAGGUUCAGAAAGAGUUUAGCGUUAAAACAAAAGUGUAAAUAUUUGUGUACAUAUAGAAAAGUGAAGCUUUAUAAUUAAUAUCAGUUUAAUAAGCUAACAUAUAAAAUAAAAGCAAAUGAAGCGGAGGUGAAACGACAGAAGAUGCAGUAGAGGAAUACACAUUGGAAAAUCCGCAGGCAGAAAAAUUCGCUCUAUACUAUAAAGUCACCCCUGAACUCCGCAAUCCAGCGCAGCAGUAGGCGUAACAGCAAAAGAUGUGGAGCGUCAAUGGAGCACCAGCGGAGCGCUAGCAGAGGCUAUACAGAAAACUGCUGGCACGAAGUUGUAUAAAAAUCGGUCACAAUGUUGCUGCUUUCAUGGUUGCGCGAGUGAAAAUGUGCUAAAAAUGUGCUUUCUGCGAAAUAUUGAAUGAAAUGGGCUAGAAGUGUAAAAAAUUAUGUAGUUAGAAAGAAAAGUAUAGCAAUUGCGUAAAUGUAUAAUCUUUUAUUUUGAAAAUAAGUAUCCGGCGAUGUUGACGAUUAACGUGGAAGAAUAGAAACAUGAGUUAUAGCUCUGAAUGAAUAAAUACAUAUAUAUACGUAUUUAAAGAAGGUGUGAAAAUUGUAAAACAUAUAAUACAUACAUAUAUCUACAUAUAUAUGUAUGUAUCUGUAUUUAUACCCAUUGAAAUGCAUUUAUGAAAAAUAUCUAUAUUCCUCCGAAAUGCAAAUGUAAACGAGUAAUCAGCACCAUACAAAUCCACGGAGUAUAAUAAAAUAGCGAAAAAAUUACAUACAUACAUACAUAUGUACGUACAUAUGUUCUAAUUUGGGGCACCACUCAUUCGUGCAUAAUUAUAAUAAAGGAACAAAUAAUAAUAAUAAUAGCAAUACACAUACAUAAUCGAAAUACAUAUAAAAAUAUUAUUGAAUUUACGAAGUAGUUAAAAUAUCACUAAUAAAAAGGCAACUUGCAAAUAAACGUGCAACUAUGUUAGGAGUGGGUGCGAAGGAGGGUUAAACUUUCCAACGCCGAAAAAUCAUAUCGACACGCUAACGUGCAGGAAGUGGAAGUGAAGGGUCAGCAGGUGGCACAUUUUAAAGAGGGACAAAUACACACACAUAUACAUCCACGCAAACGAGAGCGCAAGGAGCCGUGCAGCUGGAUGAUAAGCACGUAAGCGACGGUAAAGGCGUUCUACUUGAUUGCGUUGACGUUCGCACGCUCACACACGCCAACACGCUCGCAGGCACAUUUUAUCAUUGCAAGCGCUCGUACACCAUCGGCUUCGCCUUUAUAGUACUGGUUCAUUGCCUGUCGGUUGACUGGCGAAAUUUAUUGUUGCUUGUUAAAGCAAAUCGCAUAAAUGAUUUCAUACGACCAGCAACGGAUGAAGCAACAACAAAAACAUCAACCGAAUUUACGGCAACAGCAAGAAGGUAACAAAAUCACGGAGAACGUCAAAAUCACCAAGAACAAAAGGACCAGCAAUAACAACCACAACAUAUAUAACUGAAGCAAAGCAAAACGUAACAACGGCAAAGUCGUAAAAAUUCGCUAAAAUGCCGUACGAGUCCAUGCACCAUCAUCAGUCAUCAGCGCCCAACGGCAUGUUGGACUCAUUGAGUUUGCAGCUCCGCGAUGCGGAGAUGCGCCGCACUGAAAUUGAGCGCGCACACCAGGAAACGUUGGCACAAAUACGCAAUAUGUCGAGCAGCAGUCGCCCGGACACAGAAGCUGUAGAGAAUCUGCAAUCGCGCGCGCGUGAACUUGAGAAAAAAGUCGCUUUGGAAAAUGUACGCUGCGAGGAAUUGCAAAUUGAAUUAACGUCCGCAUUGAAGGCGAAGGCUGCGCGUUCAGGCGGUAGCGACCGAGGCAACUAUGGCGGCAUUUCAGCAUCAAGCGCAAAUGCUUCUUCAGCGGCCGCCAUAUCGGGCACAAGUUCCACUGUCACGUGGGCACCGACAAUCAGUCAUCAGGACCAAGGCUCUGAAAUUGAUAUCAUUAUGGCGAAAAUUGAACAGGAUAAUCGCGUAUUGGCCGAGCUGGAGCAGCCCCGUACAUCGGCCAAGGGCAUGUCUUCGAUGCCAACAAGUUCCAUAUUGAAUAACACUAAUAGCGAAUUUCAAACCAUAUCAAAAAACGAAUUAGAAGAAGAGUUGAACCGUUAUAAGCGAGCAGUGUUGGGCGGCACAAGCGGCACCGCCGUCGGUAGUUCGGCGCUCACCAGCAGCUAUGGUACCGCAGCCACCACCGGCGCUGGUGGCCUACCAUCAUCGCUUACCUCCACACUGCCGAAUGGCGCUAGCGCCAUGUCAGCCGCAUUAGUUGGUAGUGGAGGCAGCGGCGGUGUUGGUGUUGGCGUUAGUGCAGGUGGUGGCAGCAGUGUCGGCAGUGGGGGUGGUAGUGGCGGCAGUGGUCCAGGCGGUGGCGGCGGCGGCGGUGGUGUUAUGGGCCUCUCAUCUAUAUCAGCGCUGGUGCCCAACUCCAUUGGCGGUAUAUCGUCGAGUUUGAGCAGUCAUGCCAUACAAUCGAUGAAUACGGCCGCGUCCGCCUAUGGCGCUGGUCCCACGUCCGUUGAGAAACUGCUAAGCGGAACAAGUGGAAUCGCUGGCGGCAUUCCACCAUUGCCGGUAAAUAUUCAUACGAUGAAGUCUAUGCCAUCAGCAUUAAGUCAGCGUGGCACAAUACAACUGUAUAAUUUGCAGAGCACAACCAUGCCCAUCUUGUCGUUGAACGCGCAUAACAUACCGACCGGUACGAGCAGUUACUCGGCACUGGGGCUAAGUGGUGCCGGCACUGUUGGAGUGCCGUCGCUGGGCUCGUCGCUGACACACCCCGCCUUGGGUAAUAUGCUCGAUACGAGUACCCUGCUCGGCACUACUGGUUUGUCGGGUUUGAGCGGAGUGGGGGGCGCUUCUUCGUUGUAUGGAUUGGGCGCUGGCCCCGGCAUUGGUGGUUUGAGUGGAAUUACCAGUGGUCUACCUAAUUCUUAUGUCCCACCCUUCAUUGACGUGGGCUCGAGCACCUCAUAUCCCUACUCGUCGGCUGCAUUGCGUACUGCUACAAAAAUGAAAAUGCUCGAUGAGAUUGAUAUACCGUUGACACGUUAUGGAAAUCGCAGCUCGCCGUGCUCACCGAUACCGCCCAGCACGUGGGGACUCGAUGAGUUCACUGAUGGUUUGAGUGCUUCAAUGUUACAUAAUCGUGGCAAUUUGGCGUUGGGGGCAUUGGAUUUGGAAACGCGAAAUCAUAAUUUAAAUGGCGUUAGUGAACCACAAGUAGACAUGUUGGACAUACCGGGCAAGGGACGGUGCUGCGUCUUCAUAGCGCGUUUUCCAUACGAUCCACCAGAGGAAGCUGAAGGUGAAUUAUCGCUUUGCGCUGGUGAUUAUUUACUCGUUUGGACGAGCGGCGAACCACAAGGCGGCUAUUUAGAUGCCGAAUUGCUAGAUGGUCGGCGAGGUCUAGUGCCUGCCUCGUUUGUGCAACGUUUGAUUGGUGAUGAUCUUUUGGAAUUCCAUCAAGCAGUACUGUCGACUUUGCGUGACGCCGAGGAUGGCUCUAUGCAAUGUGACACUACUUCGUUGCCCUCGCUGCCACCUCACAACCCUUUGCUCACACACACCCAGGAGGACUUGGCACGCUUGAGUGAGACGCACACAGAUUUGGAACACGAUCAAGAUGACAUAAGUGAUAAUGUUCCAGCACCGAAGCACUUAACGUUGGAGCGCCAGCUAAAUAAAAGUGUGCUUAUCGGUUGGUCACCACCAGAACCAGUAGGCUAUAAUCUCAUUGACAGCUAUCAUGUCUAUGUGGACGGCGUCCUGAAAGUAACGGUAAAGGCCAAUGAGCGGACACGAGCGCUUAUAGAGGGCGUAGACUCAAACAGGCCACAUCGUAUCAGCGUGCGUAGUGUUACACAGAAUCGACAGACAUCACGCGAUGCAGCAUGUACAAUGAUUAUUGGACGCGACACCUCGCAUUUAGGGCCUUCAGCGGUGCGAGCUUCGCACAUUACGUGUUCAUCGGCGGUCAUAUCAUGGUUACCGGCCAACUCAAAUCAUCAGCAUGUGGUGUGUGUGAAUAAUGUAGAAGUGCGUACGGUCAAACCGGGUGUCUAUCGUCACACCAUUACCGGGCUGGCCCCGAGCACACAAUAUCGAGUCACAGUGCGGGCUAAACACUUGCGAGCAGCGGGUGGUCAACCUACACCAGGACGUCCGCAGGAGGAAGCACCGGGUGCGUAUGCUGAUUUCCGUACGUUGACUAAGGGCUUGCCCGACCCGCCACAGGAUAUCCAACUUGAGGCUGGUCCUCAAGAUGGUACCAUUUUGGUGACAUGGCAGCCGGUUAACCGGCCAACAUCUUCUGGCCCCGUAACCGGCUAUGCUGUGUACGCCGAUGGUAAGAAGGUAACAGACAUUAACUCACCAACUGGGGAUCAUGCGCUCAUCGAUAUCGGCAAACUGGGCGUAUUUAAUCCACGUGCGGUCACCAUACGCACCAAAUCGCGAGACGCACAAUCAGCCGAUAGCGCACCCAUACUAAUACCAAAUACUGUGCGCAGUGCAGUAGGUCGUCGAGGGCCUCAACAAAUGGGCAUGGGUCCGCAACAAAUGCAACCCGGCACCCAUGGCAUGCCCGGUCAAAUGAACAUGCCCGGCCAACCGCUUCAGCAGCAGCAACAUAUGAUGGGCCAAGAUCCGAAUCAAUAUGACCCAAAUCAACAAAUGCAACACGGACAACAACAACAAACCGGACAACAACAAGGGCAGCCAGGACAACAGCCUGACGGAAGCCAUGGCUUAUUAGGUGGGCUGCUCGGUGGCCUCUUCUCAAAACCCACUACUCAGAGUCAAGUGAAUCAGAAUGUCAAUGGCUAUCAGCCGGGCACGGGGCAGCGGCCCAUGAUGCAGGGGCGACCACCUGGUCCGCAGAUGAUGGGUGGACAACAACCUGGUCAGCAGCCUUAUGGUCCACAGGGGCAAAUGGGUGCACAACAACGUUUCCCCGGCCAACGUGGUCCCGCUCCGGGGCAGAUGCAAGGACAAAUGCCUGGUCAAUUGCAGGGGCAGAUGCAAGGUCAAGGCCAAAUGCCUGGGCAAAUGCAGGGUCAAAUAGCCGGCCAGAUGCAGGGUCAAAUGCCCAUACAAAUGCAAGGUCAAAUGGCCGGACAAAUGCAAGGUGCUAUGGGUCCUCGAGGCCCACUAAAUCCACAACAACAAAUGCAGCAACAGCAACAGCAACAUCAGCAGCAGCAACAACAGCAGGGACAGAUGGGUAUGGGCCCUGGACAACAACCAUUAAAUCAACAACAACAACAAUUGGCGGCACAAAAGAAACCACGUUAUUUCGUCGCUAUGUUCGACUAUGACCCAAGCACAAUGAGUCCAAAUCCAGAUGGAUGCGACGAAGAACUGCCAUUCCAAGAAGGUGACACAAUCAAGGUUUAUGGCGACAAAGACGCCGAUGGCUUUUAUUGGGGUGAACUUCGCGGGCGUCGUGGCUACGUACCGCACAAUAUGGUAACGGAAGUGGAUGAUGGUACCGGUGGUAUGGGCCCAAUGCCGGGCGGACCUCCGCAGCCUGGUGGUCCGGGUCAAGUUAUGCCCGGACAGGGUGGGCCCCAACAAAGUAUGCGUAAUGUAAGUCGGGACCGUUGGGGUGAUAUCUAUGCAAACAUGCCGGUGAAACGUAUGAUCGCGCUGUAUGAUUAUGAUCCGCAAGAGCUGAGUCCGAAUGUGGACGCGGAACAGGUGGAAUUGAGCUUCAAAACGGGUGAGGUAAUACUCGUUUAUGGUGAUAUGGAUGAAGAUGGUUUCUAUAUGGGAGAACUGGACGGUAUACGUGGUCUUGUGCCGUCAAAUUUCCUCGCCGAAGCACCCGAUCAGUACAACAAUCAAAUGGGACCAGCAGGACGUGGUGGCCUAAGUCAACGGGGUAGAGGACAAGGCCCCGGCGCCAGAGGGCCUCCGCCACCGCCCAGAGAUAACAUGAUGCCCGGCAUGACUGGGCAACGCGGUUCCAUAGGCAAAAAUGCUCGCCCUGCUUCCCCUACACUGUUAGACAACACGGGCCUCCCUGCCCCCGAUCACCAAACGCAGGGGAUGAUCGGUCGCGGUGGUAAUGUUGGUAUGCAACAACAACUUCAACAACAACAACCAUAUGGUCAGCAACAGGCACAGCAGCAGCAACAACAAAUGGGUAUGGGUCAAAUGGGGCAACAACAGCAGGGCAUGAUGGGGCAACAGCAACAACAGCCGAUGGGUGGACAAAUGGGCCAAAUGAACGCUAUGGGUCAGAUGGGGCAGAUGACGCCACAACAGCAACAGCAACAGCAGCAGCAGCAGCAACAACAACAACAGCAGCAACAGCAACAACAAAUGGGUAUGGGCGGGCAGAUGGGACAAAUGGGCCAAAUGGGUGCGAUGGGGCAACAACAGCAGCCCGGCAUGAUGGGCGGCCAACAACAAAUGGGCAUGGGCGGUAUGGCGGGGCAACAACAACAGCAGCCGCCCGUAACGACUCAGUCAUCUGGUGGUCUAUUCUCCGGUGCUACAAGCCUACUCUCAGGUGCUACUUCGGCUGCCACCGGUGGUCUAUUUGGUUCGAAACAACCACCGAAACAAGAUCCAAUGCAACCACCAGUCGGUGCGCAGCCAAUGCAGCCAGGCCAACAACAGCCACCGCCGCAAGGACAACAGCCUCCGCCACAGGGUCAGGGACCAGGGGCGGGGCUGUUGGGCGGACUAAAAGGUAUUGCAGCGGCGGCGCCCGGUGGGGAUGUGCUUUCAAAAGGCAAAGAUCUCUUCGGAAAAUUCGGAUUCGGCUUUGGCAAAUAACCCCGGUCAUUUUGUAGGACAUUUCUAUUUAUAUUGUAUCUAAAUUUGUAUUUAUUAUUAACUAAAAGGCGCAUACAACAAAAAUCACUACUAUUAUUAUCGCUUAAACAAAUAAAUAGUAAUUACAAAAAUAAUGAAUAUUAUAAAUAUGAUUAUGAUUGUAAAUCAUACAAAGCAAUUGAUUGCAAUGGUAAUUAUGAAAAACUAACGGUACUAGUAUUUUUUAUCACAUAAUAUAGUACAUACAUAAAUUGACAAAAAUAUGCAAAGCGACAAAAAACUGAUAGUAAUAUUUAAUACAAUUAAUCUUUGUGUUUUUCCCCCUUUUUCGCGGGCGAAAAAACAAAGCCAUAUUUUACACACAUACGUACGUAAAAUAUGUGUAUAUACCGAGCGGUUAAAAGAUGGCCAUGCCAUGGUGUCUUUUGGCACAGAGGCACAAAUAGUUGGUGGGGUCGCCGCCGUAUCGAAAAUGAGAGAAAAUGGCGAUGGAAGAAGAUCUUGCGCGCUUGAAGCGAAAGCGUAUAAAUAAAAUAUGCAGACAUCAACCCAAAUACUGUGAGACAAAAGCUAGUAAAAUUUAAGUACACCAAGUUACACGGAAACACACUUAAAUGCCCAAAUCGAUCACAUACACAUAUACAAACCAAAGAGAAAUGUUGAAAAUACCACUUAUAGCUAAGUCAAAAAUGCAAUAAUAUUCAACAAGAAAAACUAAAAAAAUCACCUUGAAUGGCGUUUAUUAAAAUUUAUAAGAAACUAACUCUUAAUACAUAUGUAAUUUAUUUGAAUUCUUCGUGUAUUUACAUACAAACGUACGUACAUAUAUAAAUGCAUACGAUAUGUUAUCUAUACCUAGCUACACAUAUACACACACAUAUAUAUAAAUAUAAUAACAUACAUACAUACAUACAUACAUAUAUCCAGGCAAUGCAAAUAAAAUUAUACAUAUUGCAUACACAAAGAACAUAUAGUACAUAAAGAGAUGAAUAAAUAUUAAUAAUAUUAAAAACUAAAACAAAUUAUAUAUAUAAAUAAAUAUAUGAAUAUAUUUACAAGAAAAUAAUUAUUUGUUACGCACAUUGUUAAAUUUGCUACUGUUGCUGACCAGUUUAUAAAUAAAACAAAAUGAAUAUAUAAAAAAAUUUUAAGUCAAAAAUAUAUGAAGGGGAAAUAUGAUAAAAAGUAAUAAAAUAACAUAUAAUAAAAACAUGCUACUCACUAUGUAUUAUAUGAGUGUACGGGACAAAAAAAAGUAUCUAACCUAUAUUAUAUUAUACAUAUUAAAAAAUUAAUGGAAGCGCAGAACCCAAUAUUAAAUUCAAAAGAGGGAAAAUUUCGGAGAAUGAAAAUCGCGGUGCAUUACAUGUGAGAACAGAACACCUGUAAAAUGAUUCGUAAAAACAAAGAAGUGAUGGCUUCAAAACUGCGAAAGUGUACUAUAUAUGUGCCAGCAUAUACACACUAAUGUAUAAUAUAUACACAUACAUAUACUAUAUAAAAACAAAGAUAGAAGUGAGUUUGAAUGAUAUAAGAAAUCUGCUUUAAAAGUAACACUUAAACUUAAAUGCUAAUACUUUAAUUGACACGUACAUACAUACAAAAAUUUAGUUAAAGCUAUUUCCAAUUGAUUAAUACUAAAGGAGUGAGUUUAAAAAAUUUAAUCUAAAUACCAAAAUUUAACAAAACAUUUGUAAAACUAAUGCAAAUUGAUUAAAAACAACCAAAUAAAAAAUUACGCUUUUCGUUGGUAAACUGUAAAAGAAACCAAAGUUUUCCUAACAUUUGCUUAUUCAUGCCAAAACUGUUGCUAUUUUAUAUAUAUUUUUUUCAAACAAUAAUCCUUCAGAAUAUAAGUAUGUAUGUAAAUUCACUAAUACACAUAUACAUUAUAAGAAGCAAAGAAGAUAUACAAAUAUGUAUGCAUGUAAGUUAAAGAAAUUGAAAACCGCGUCCUAACCUCGCAUUUUUUACUUUGCCCCUAGUUGACUGUUUCUUAUAUUAAAACUUAAACUAGUAGCCAUAUCUUGCGGCAUCUUAAAUAAUCUCUACAGCUCUUACACUUCUUCAUACAAUAAGCCUUUAUGAAUAUUUUAAAACUAAACUUUUGAUUUCAAAUGUGAUUUAGUAAAAUGGUAAAAACGUGCCAUGAAAGAGUUUAAAAAGAAAGCUGUUUGAAUGCCCUUGUUUAUUUUCGAAAUCUUAAAAAAAUAACUUUAAAUGUACUAGAUGCCAUGUGUGUGAUUUGCAUUUUAUAUUCUUUUGCCUUCGACUUCAAACUUGAAACGUUUCUCAAAACCUUGAACUCAUGGCUUGAUAAAUGAGACUUCGAAAACAAAACAUUUUUCUUAGAAACAAGGGUUAAGAUAAAAUGAUUAGAAUGAAAAAUCUGUGGAUGAAGAUUAACUAACAUUUUUAAUGUCGGGGAAAGCUUCCCAGAUAAAUGAAUUGUUGUGUUGUGUUUUCGAAAUUGACGCUAUUUUUAAUUUUGAACAUUAUUUUCCUAAAAUUUUUACAUUUGGAAGUUAUGAAAAUACUAAGAGAGCUUGCCUAAUGAUUUUUAUUGAAAUUUUUAUAAAUCUUCAUAACGCAGAAAGCUUUAGUAGAAUAUAGAAAUAAGUAUUGAACAAUGACAAGACUUUUCAACGAUUUGAGUUUUUCGUAAAAAAAUGUGUUUCCAGUUAAUUUAUUUUUCAAUUUCACCGUUAUGCUAAAUAUUAAACUUUUGAAAUAACAAAAAAAAGCACAAAAUUUCGAAGAACUGUAGGGUAUAAGCUUAGCAUACAUACAUGCAUAUGUAUGUAUGUAUAUAUUAUUAAAUACAUUCAAAAAUCGCUUUUCACUUUAAAUUGCUCUCUUAACAUACACAUAAGUAUAUGUAUGUAUAUUUAGAAAAGAAAUGACAAAAUUAUCUGCCAAUAGCUCUGAUCAAACAAGCUGCAUAAAUCUUCGCAUAAAACAAUUCCAUUUUUCAAAUAUUCGCAAAACUUUAGAAUCAAAAUACUUUUAUUAUGCAUACAUAUGUACAUAAAAAGAAAUUUAUAAUCCAAAUUGCUAAUGUGUAUUAAUAAUAUAAUCUAACAAGGAAGUAACCCGGAGAAUAUGCAGUUCAAAAUGCUUCUAAUGCAGUUAAUAAUCAAUAUUAUGAAUAUAGCAGGCUGCAACUAAAGGAGUACAUACUUAUAUUAACAUGCUUUCCGUCACAUUCUCGCAGCAAAAAAUAGGCAACAUUCUUUAAAAUAAUAACUAAGUGAACAUGCCACUUCAAAAGUAACUGUAAAUGUCAAAGUCAGUAACUUCAUUUCUGCAGGUAAUACUUAAAGCAGUCAUAUGAAAUCAGUUAGAAUAAUAUUUAAUUAAUUUAAAAAUCAUAGGCAUACACUGAUGUUAUGCAUAUAUACAUACAUACAAACAAUUAGAUAAUGCAUACAAGAAUUUACAAAAUCACAAAAACAUGAACGAAAAUACCAAAUAUUUUAUGUACCUAUUGUAUCACUUAACAAACAAAUAAAUGAAGCAAUGUAGUAGGGAAGUUGGAAUGGAGAAGUUGGCAAGAAAAAGAAAGCACUGAGAUAACAUGUACAGAAGUAAAAGAUACAUACAUUCAUACCACAUACCACAUACAUAUACAUAUAAUUGACAGGAAACAAGACUUAAGCAAUGCACAACACACUCACUGACAUACAAAUAAAUUCAACAAUAAUAUUCUCAGACUUCCACACACACACACACAUACAAUAUUUCUGACCCUCAUAAUUUUUCUUGAACCUUGAAAAUAAAAAAAAGUACCAUUAAAAAAAGAACAGUUAGAGUGGUAUAACCAUUAUUUGCAAAAUCUACGCAAUAUUCUCACAAAACACAAACAAAUACAUAUUGAGCAUAUACACAUGUAAUUGCAAUAGCGAUUACAAAAAAACAUACAUAUGUUGAAAACAAACCAUUCCCAACAACAAAGCAAAACAAUACAAAUAAUAUUCAAUCGUUGACUAUCCAAUGUUGCCCACAAAAUGUAAAACAUGUUUACACCUAAAUUUUUUAUAUACUAAGAGAAUUGUUUAAUAUUUAUAUUUACUUAGUCAACGCAAAAGCGAUAUGUUGAUAAUAAGCAAUGAAAACUAAAUACAUACCGUAAUAUGUAUAAAUAGGAUUUACAUAUGUAUGUAUGUACUUACUGAAAAGUGGUUUACUAAUAAUCCUUCUAAUCACGACCGUUAUUGCCAACUACAUUUCUGAAAUUAUAUUCAUCUUAUCACUCACAGCUGGCAGUUAGCUGGCAAGCCAAGCUUUAAAAUUUCAAGAAAUUUAUUUAUUAUGAAAUAAAUGGCCGCAUUUAAACGAUAUCAGCUCAAGAUAUCACACUUACCAAUACUAUUAGACACACACAAACACAUAUUCACUUGUUAAAGCCACGCCCACUAGUCACUAUAACUACUUACAUACUUACAUAAGUAUAUACUCGUUGAAAGCAUAGAACGCAACCUUUACAAAUUCAUACAAACAUACAGAUAUACCAACCACCAUGUGUAUGUAAAUUCUCACUUACAAUCAUACAUAUGUACAUAUGUACGUAGUAUUGCAGAUUGUUCACAUGUUUACUUACGCAUACAUACAUACAAUACAGAGAUGUUUACUUACAUACAUAAAUUACAAUACUUAGCAAAAAUGUCCCUAGCAAAAUUUUGUUUAAUAACUAUUUACUAUGAAAUUAAAAAAUUGCGAAAGAAACUGUCGAAUACUUUCACAGGUUAUGAACUUAUCACUAACUGAAAAAAAGUCAAAGAAAUUAGGCAAAGAAACGGUGAAUGCAUACACGAUAAUUACAAAUUACAUAAUAUGUAUAAUAAAAAAUAAAUCUAAAAUAAUAACUUUAAUAACGAUGAUGAUAAUGAUGAAACAGACAAUUGUUAUACGGUAUUAUUAUACUUUUUCUAUAACUUAUAAUUUAUUUAAUAAAAGUAAAUGCGAAAAAAUCGUAAAUACAUAAUUGCAAAAAAGAAAAUAUUGCAGAAAAAUAA
Messenger RNA from Bactrocera neohumeralis, 12011 nucleotides. It is a transcript of the gene Rbp, whose product is annotated as RIMS-binding protein 2. The record is from RefSeq and is a predicted model, not a curated record. Gene Ontology annotation, biological process: neuromuscular synaptic transmission. The coding region runs from base 1714 to 6996 and encodes 1760 amino acids. The transcript is spliced from 21 exons. Gene Ontology annotation, molecular function: protein binding. Lineage: Eukaryota; Metazoa; Arthropoda; Insecta; Diptera; Tephritidae.